This is a messenger RNA of Parnassius apollo (apollo), 351 nucleotides long. NCBI's taxonomy places the organism in Eukaryota, Metazoa, Arthropoda, Insecta, Lepidoptera, Papilionidae. The record is from the annotation of a GenBank genome assembly.
UUGUGGCUAUCGUUUUUGGUGCCAGUGAAUUCCGAACCUCUUGGUCUUUCAAAAGAUCAGUUAGUGAAUAAACGUGUUGUGCCAAAACACUUCGACAAAUACCAACUGGAUGAUAAGGGUAAUCGUCUCAAAGGUGGUUAUCCAUGCCUGUUGUCUACUGAAGAAGUCGAGCAUGAGGUUCCUUUAACUGGUGAUCAUUUAUAUGACCAUAACUACUGUAAAAAAGAAGACAUUGCGGAAAUAGUGGAAAAUCCAGUGGUUGCCCAAGAACAUCCAGUUGAUCAUAUAUAUUCAAGAUUAGCUACAAAUCCUUCUGCAUCUUCUUUUCUCAAUGCUGGUAAUAAUUUUUAA